AGAUUGAUUUACUUUUGUUGCAGAAGUUAAAAUGAAGGUUGAACUGUGUGCUUUCUCCGGGUACAAAAUCUAUCCAGGUCAUGGCAGGACCUUGGUUAAGAUUGACGGCAAGUCCUACAAGUUCUUGUCCUCUAAGACCCAGAAGGGUCAUGAUCUGAAGAGGAACCCCAGAAAGAUCACCUGGACUGUUCUCUACAGGCGUAAGCACAAGAAGGGAAUUGAGGAGGAUGUUACAAAGAAACGUACUAAGAAGACCCAGAAGUUCCAGAGGGCUGUUGUAGGAGCUUCCCUCACUGAUAUUCUGGCCAAGAGGAACCAGAAGCCCGAGGUCAGGAAGGCCCAGAGAGAGCAGGCCAUCAGGGCUGCCAAGGAGACAAAGAAGACCGCUAAGCCUGCUGCUGCCAAGAAGGCUGCCCCCAAGGACGCUAAGGUGCAGAAGGCUCAACAGAAGGCCACCAAGAACGUGACCAAGGGAGCUCCUCGUGUCGGUGGAAAGCGUUAAUAUCUUCUUUGUCCUGUAUUAAGCCUUUCGUCAUAUUUUGAAUUGUCACAUAAUAUUUCGUGAUGUUUCAGAA
Messenger RNA from Eurytemora carolleeae, 575 nucleotides. RefSeq names its product 60S ribosomal protein L24-like (gene RpL24). Gene Ontology annotation, biological process: cytoplasmic translation. The record is from RefSeq and is a predicted model, not a curated record. The transcript has 4 exons. Gene Ontology annotation, molecular function: structural constituent of ribosome; mRNA binding. NCBI's taxonomy places the organism in Eukaryota, Metazoa, Arthropoda, Copepoda, Calanoida, Temoridae. Gene Ontology annotation, cellular component: cytosolic large ribosomal subunit. Bases 32 to 502 code for a protein of 156 amino acids.